Molecule: messenger RNA, 1428 nt
Organism: Endocarpon pusillum Z07020
Lineage: Eukaryota; Fungi; Ascomycota; Eurotiomycetes; Verrucariales; Verrucariaceae
Exons: 4
Coding region: 1-1428 (475 amino acids)
Molecular function (GO): oxidoreductase activity
Source: RefSeq, a predicted model, not a curated record
AUGAAGUCUCUUGUCUCCAUCCUGUCAUUGGGUCUCCUGCUCAUACGAUCCCAUGUCUCUGCCGCGCCUCAGGGUUCUCCAUCAAGCUCAACAUCUGACUUAGCAGCACCUGUGUCGACAGAUGGCAUCAACGAAAGCUUCAAUGAGACUGCAUUUGCUGCAUUUGAAGUCGAGGACCCUUCACUCGACGCUCCCCAACCUACAUUGCGGAGGAUGAAACGAAAGUAUCAGAGGUACAUUGUGAGAACUCUGAGAAAACGGCCUCGUUCCCAUAGCUGCACGCUCAGAAAUUUAGCCGUCAGGAAAGAAUGGGGUUCCAUGUCCAGGAGGCAGCGCAUUGCCUAUACGGAUGCGGUCAAAUGUCUCUACUCCAAGAAGCCACCUCUCAGCAGCCUGUCCAACGUUCCUGGUGCACGAAACCGACUGGACGACUUCGUGGCUUCGCACAUCCAGCAAGGACAGAACAUCCAUUUUGACGGCUAUCUGUUCGCGUGGCACCGUCACUUUGUGCACCUCUACGAGAAAGCUCUCCGUGAGGAAUGUGGCUACAGGGGCCCGACACCGUACUGGGAUUGGACUCUAUCUGCAGAUGAUCCACGUAAAUCACCCGUGUUUGAUGGAAGCGCAACCUCCAUGUCAGGCAAUGGCGAAUCCAUUCCCCAUGGCGGGACUUAUGUUACAGCAUUUGGACUCAACGUCACUCUUCCACCAGGUACUGGAGGUGGAUGUGUCAAGGAUGGACCCUUCGCCGGCCUACAGGUCAAUCUGGGCGUGAACCCUACCGUACUGCCCGCUGAACCGGUCGACCUCACUUCCAACCUGACAUCCGUCGGUGUCUACGCCUCCGCCGACCGUAGUGACGUCUUGGGAGAUAACGCCUCCAACAGCUCCACCAGCUCCACCAGCUCCAACGCCCGUCUAGCCCCCGUCGCCUCCAAUGAUUUACCUCCGGCCGUCCGUGAGGCCCUCAAUUAUAACCCUCGCUGUCUGACCCGCGACAUCAACCUCUUCUGGGCCAACCAAGUCCGCACCAAGGACGUCGAAUUCCUCCUCGGCUGCGGGAACGUCGACUGCCUGGAGAAACGCUCCGACGGAUGGGAACUCGAUCGCACCUUGCCGCAGCCUCUCCUCCACGCCGCCGGCCACUUCGCCAUCGGUGGCCUGCAGAAUGAUCCCUUCGCCAGUCCCAGCGAUCCCGUCUUCUACCUCCACCAUGCGGCGUUUGAUCGCGUGUAUAGUAUCUGGCAGGGCCAGGAUGGGGACACUCGAACCUACCAGGUUGGAGGCACUCGCACACCGUUCAACAUCCCCCCUAGCGACAAAGUUACUCUAGAUGACAACAUUGACUUUGGAGUGCUUGCCCAGGGUGUCAAGAUGAGAGAUGUCAUGUCUACCAUUGAUGGUCCGUACUGCUACAUGUAUGACUAG